Molecule: messenger RNA, 6193 nt
Organism: Gryllus bimaculatus (two-spotted cricket)
Lineage: Eukaryota; Metazoa; Arthropoda; Insecta; Orthoptera; Gryllidae
Source: the annotation of a GenBank genome assembly
AUGGAACACCAUAGUGCUUGGUGUGCUGGAGCCCACCAAGAUAAGUUGAGUGAUCCUGGCAUGCAGAGUGAUGCUGCUGCUGUGUUUGCACUCAACAGCAAAAACAUCCUUAAUGGGAGACUUCCUCAGAAUGGACAUCAUCCAGGAAACAAAAUAAACAUCACCACAAACCCUUUGGCAGACUCAGAUGAAGAUAAAAACCAGAAUGUAGUUGAGAUGUCAAGUCAAAAUAACAACCAGUCGUCAAGCUCUGGUAGUGGUAGUGGUAGUGGUAGUGGCAGUGGUGCUGGACGGAGUUCGACUGCAAGCGACGCAGAAGUGGACUCUCAUGUGGACGGUGAUAUGCCUCCAGCGGAGGUGAGGAAUUGGCGAGGACCAUCCUCUGCUGGAACUGCAAGUGAAAAGUAUGUGUGAUGUCUGCAACAGCUUUGUGCUUUUGUAGGCAUGUUUAAUACGCUUGGAAAUUUCAUUGAACCAGUAACAAUCGUGUACCUGCUUUGGUUAUGAAGAGAAUUAUGCAUACUCAAUAAUUUGAGUAUUAUCCUGUAGUGAGUUGAAUCUUACACAAAAGACUCUCAGAUGAGCUUGUGAGUGCAUAAGAUUGGAACAAUCGUAACUGAUACCUUGCCAAUAUGAAAGUCUUCUUUCAUUGAAUGAAUAAUUUGAGCUUUUCAGAUCUACUGACUAAUUUAGAUACUGUGAGUUUUUAUUUACUUAUGAAGACAAGUCUCUUUUUGUUCUUACUCUUGUUAUGUGAAUGGUGCUCUUCUUUUUCUUUCUUCAGGAAAAUUCAUAAAUGUGGCAUAUGGGAAUGACGUGUUGAUAUUUGCUGUAUAUGCAGCAAAUAUAUCUUUUGUAAGGGUCCACAUAGUUAAAGUAACUGUGUACAAUGAAGAAAAUUGCUGCUAAGAUUCACAGUAAAAGUUUAUCUUUAAAUAAGUAUUAUAAAACUGUAUGAAUUGCCAUCUUAAUAACAGCGAGUUGUCUCCCAGUGGAGUCAUGAAGAUUGAAAUUUCCAUUUUAUUUAAAAAGCAAUUAAAUAAAAUGCAAGUCUUAAAGGAUUUGAGAAAUAAGUAUCUCAACUAUGUGUUCAUUAUGUCGCAUGACACUCUUUCUAGUAUGCUUUAAUGAUAUACAAAUCUUGUCCACUAGGUUUAUAAGGAAUAUAAAUUAUGUGUGGAUAGAGAAGAUAUAACAUUGUCAAACUGUCAGCUGAAUGAUGACUUAUUCAGUAUCCUCCUCAGAAUGCAAUUAAUAUGACAAUAUAUUUCUUUAUUUCUUCUUUCAAGAAGUUUUAAAACUAUUGGAAUUUGUAUAUGCAUAUUCUAAUAGUGUUAUUUUCUCAACAGCAUUACUUAUGACUCCUAACACUUAGGGUAUUAGAAUCCUUUAUAAUAAGUCUAAGCUGAAACACAACAGGAAUUUAGUCAUUUUAUUUUACUCUAAAUAUUUUAAUAUCACAGCUGUGUACAGAUAUUUUUUAGCUUUUUGUAUGUGUUAUUUAUGAUCACAAUUGUCUCUGUUCCUAUGAGGAAGUGAAGAUAGAAGUAGAUCUAUGAAUCUACUUCUUAUUCAGCAGGAUUUUCUACAAUGUUUUUACUCAAUAAGAAAUGUGGUAGACACUAGGCAACUUUAAAAAUAUUUAUAUAUUUUAAAUACAAAAAUAUUUUUGAAACCUUGUCUGGAAUUGCUAUGGCUAAAAACUCAUGAGUUCUGUUGUUUCGCAAUUAGUAUGUCCUUCAGAAUUUCUUGAACAGUACUCGGAAAUGGUUUUCAAAUUGACAAAUGACAACUUCAUCACACAUUUUUAAAGAUGUUACACCAUUAAUUUCAUUAAAUAUUUUUGUACACUGUCAGACUAUCUAUUUUUAAUGACAUAAAAGACAAUCAAUUAAUAUUAAAUGCAAUUUAUUGCAAACAUUAAGGUAAGGAUGAGACGCACAAAAGUUACUCAUUUGACAUUAACCAUACAAAUAAAUGUAAUAUUUAAGAUGUGAUUGGGAGAAGAAAAAUCUCUCAUCUAAAGGGUUCAUGAUAACCUAGUUUGAGUAUUAAUAAAAAUAAUGCAGACAAGUAAUAUUUUACUUUAAAUAUACAUCAAGAAUUUUGGAUAAAUUGAGAAAUGUUUAAUAACCAGAAAAUGAGAUAUUACUACUAGAUAACUGGGAAAUUAAGCUUGGAAGAAAAAUUAUUUCAAUCAUUAUUGAGGUAUAUUUCAGUUUUUAUGGAUGACCAAACUAGUUGUUUUUAUCAAUAAGUAAUUAUUUUGCUAUUGAUUUAUUAGAUCUUUUUUUGUCAUUCUGUUCAAUUUAAUUUUCUUAUUAGAUAUGAAAUUUAUGUUUUAAAACACUGGAAUUUAAAACAGUAUUUUUCAGAUAAUUCUGGUAAAUAAUUUGUCACUUCUUUGCAUCUUUGCAUGCAAAUUUGAUGCAUCUUUGAUGUCAGGUGCACCCCGAGAAAACAAGGGGCCUGGGGCAGUAAAUCUAUGGGACUCCCUUAUUUCCAACAAAAGUUCCCCUAAUUUAUUUAUAUUAAUCAUUAAUAUAUUUUCAAGUGAAUCAUUUUUCAGCUACAGUUAAUAUUUUUUUCCUUUUCAAAAAAUGCAUGGAAGGAAAUACAUUUUGUAUAAAUUUUCAGGGCUCGGUUAAGUGAGGGGCUGGAGCAAGUUGCUCUGGACACCCCUGUUUGUCGUUGUUGGUUAAUACAUUAUUUUCUUGUAGUAGUUAGAACCACAAAGUUCCAAUUAGGUAUGGAGAUUUGCAAGGUUCUUGAUAGUGCCUUUGAUCUCAGGUUGUUAUAAAAAACUGUCAAUUUUGGCUUAUAAAUAUUUUUCUUCUUUCUGGACUCACAUACUGUGUUGCUCAUUUUCUAGUAACUGACAUUCCCAAUUUACCAACUUGAACUGUGGUUCAGAUAUCAGUUAGCAUCAUCCCAGAUUUAGAAUCAUCUUUUAAUGGAAUAUUUUAUUGCUUUCAGUUGUUUAAUUAAGAGUUAUAAAUAACAUAUGAAUGUAUUUAAAUUAAAUGUAUUUUUUUUUUCUUCUUAACUUCCUAUUUGCAUAUUGGAAGGUUAAAAAACUGAAGGAAUACAUGUGAGAAACUGAUACAGCACGUUGACUGCCUGCAAUGAGUUGUCAUAUGGUAUAUAUUUUUGAACUUUCAUUUGUGCUGUGUAUAUGUUUUUCAUAAAAUAUAUGCAAAAUUAUAUUACAUUUUUAUAAAGAGUACAAAUAGAGUUGGUUUUAUCAAUAUAUAAACUCUUGAAAUUGUGCAGUUGUGACUAUACAUGAAGCUUUUUCUGAAUAAUCAUAUGAUAGCGGUAACUACUAUCUGUGCAUAUUAUCUUAGUCAUUUUAUUAGAUGUACAAGGAGUGGGUGAUUAAAUUAUGUAAUCUGCGUUACCAUCACAUUACAUCUAUUGCUCUUUUGCCAAAGGAAAUAGUUUCUAUUACAUGCAGGGAAAAGUCUUUUGAUAUUUAAUGUCAAAAGUGCUUAUUGCUAUUUGAACUUCAAUUACUACAAUUCUUUAUUUAUGAUCCAACCACUGUGUAUAUGGUAGACAAGGGUGAGGAAUUCCAAAGCUCAGAAAAUCCGUUCGUUGGCACAACUGUUCACACAAGUUCAGCAAUUUCUUUCAUUUACAGUUGUUAUUAAGUAUGACAGGCAAAGUUUACAAAUAUAAUCUGUUAGUAUCAAUUUUUGAAAUAAAAAUUUAUGUUGGCAGUCAGCAUGCUAAAGAAGUUGCCUCAGCAGUGUACGAAUUAAAUGUAGUUCUUGCAAUUGAUAAGGUAUUUCAUUACCCUUUUUUUAUGUUACUAAUGUUUUUUAUAGAAUUUUUACAGAAUAUAAUUUUUGUAGAUAGUACAGAUAUAAUGAAAUAGAGUAACAAAUUAUGCAAUAAUAAGUAUUAGAAUAAUUGCUGAAAUAAACUGCUUGCUAGUUUCAUGUGAAUAUAUUAGUACUUCAAGUUGUUGAGAGUUGCUUACAAGGAUGGAAAAUAAUGAAAUAUCUCACAUUGAUAAUUAUACAGCGAUAUAAGAUCACAUUAUUUCAAAAUUUAAACCAAAAUGUCUCAGAGUUGAAUUUUACCUCUUCAAACACAUUUUGAAAGUCAAUAAAUCUCUCUGGAAAAUUAUAUAAUUAUUUUUCAUUUGGUAUUCAGAAGACUUUGGCUCAAAACUAGUGGAGCCAAUCUUUCACAAUUACGAAUCAUAAUUGAAGAUAAAAUAUCAUAAUCUAUUACAGAAAAAUGAUUAAAAAUUCUUGAGUAGGUUAAUAAAAUCAGUAAAGUACGAAUUCAGGUUCAAAUCUCACAAAUUUCACAUGGCAUUGGACACAAACCUACCUAUUGUUUGUUAAAAUAAGCUAUCAUACAUACUUUUGCUCUAAUUAAGAACAGACGUCAGUAAUUUUAUAUAAAAUUGUUAAUUUUAUUUAUUUUGUAAAAUUAACAUUUAUUUGUUGAAGAACAUUAAUAAUUUAAUUGAUUUCAUCCUGUGCAAAAGAAGAGGAUGGAUAAAUUCCACUCUUGCAAGGCUGGAUAUUACAUCGAUAACAUGAUAUUUUUUAAAAAAAAAUAAUCAUUUGGAUUCAUGUUAGAAAGGAUCUUGGAUAUUGCUACAAUUUUUUUACUGAUAGACUUAAGUUAAUGCUCCAACGUUUAUUAUUCAUUUAAUUUUACUCUCUCUUUCACACAUUUUUUAAAAGUCUUAUUAAUUUUCGUUGAUUGGGUAUGAGGCAUGGUCUGAGUUCAAAAUUUGACUUGCUUGUUUAUUGCAAUAUCUCUAAUAAUACCUGAAGUACUAAGUUAGGUAAGGUAAUUAGUCAUUAAAAGUUAUCUGAUAAGAUCUGAUGAACAAGAUCUUCUGAACUGUCCUGCUGAAUUGACAAUACAAUGGUUGUGCCUUAACUUAUAAUAGACUUACAAAAUAUGUAGACUGUUACUAUAAGUAUAGAAAGUUUUAAUAUGGUAUUAUAUUAUGAAUUUUCAUACUGACUGUAGAUACUGGAUAGGAAAGUUCCAAUUGUAAAUUGUUUAUGGAGGUUAUUAUCUCAUGUGCAAUUGUUCUAUAUAAUGUAGUGGAAUGAAUGGUGUGACUUGUAUGAUGCAAAUAAUGGCCUUUUAUUAUAUGAAAAUAUCUUUAAGAUUUAAUUUGAUUUGGCUGGAAACAAUUGUAAAAAUUAUAGACAUAGAUUUCUUAUUUGAAUCACAACAAAUUGUUUGUGGUACUUUCAUUGUUUUCAGUUAUUGCUCUCUGCGUUUGCUUUGGCAGCUAUUUAUUUAUCAUUCUCAAAUCUGGUUCAAAAUAAUAAAGCAAAAAGUUUGUUGUAAUUAUUGAAUUUAUCCUAGGAGGUUGAAUGAUUGUUAUAUAUUCAUAAUAAGUAUUGUGAUCAUUAGUGGCUUUCUUAUCACACUCUUUCUUUAACAAAUUGUUUCUUAGUUAAACUGACAGCUAUGCCAUUUGGCCUUGUGGUAUUAAGGCCUCAAUGAAUAUAAUUAUGGAGAAUUUUCUUUUCUGCCAGGUUUGUAAAACUGCAAGAAGAAAAUUCUUUUGCAAAUACAAAAGAGAAAGCUCUUGCCAUAGAAUUAGAUACGUAGUACUAUAACCAUCACAACGAAUCUUUUAAUUCACUUUGCCUUUCUUCAAAAAUAAUUAUACUUCACUAUAUUAAGAGCUCCUGUAUCAUAACUUUUUGAAAGAGAAAAAGAAUACACGAAAUUCUGAAAGUCUGCUUUCUGAGCUUUAUUUAUUAUAAUGUGAAGACAUUUUUUUGUAACAGUUUUUCUAUGCAUCUCUUGCCAGAAUUGACUUAUUCAAGCUGCAUUUCCAGUAUUACUUUGAAAAUUUAAAACCUAAUUAACAACUUUCUUUUCUUCACAAUUUCAGGAAAGGUCCACAAUUUUCCCACAAUUAUGAGUGUUUGUACUUUUUUAUGUUCUUUAAAAAAUGCAGCAAGAAGUUCUGGCAUGGUUGAAUAAUGUGAGCUAGAAGUAGAAAUGUGUAUGAAUAACAGUAUUUUGUUGUUCAUGCAUGUAUGUAUGUAUUUAACUUGCAACAUUCCUUUUUACUUGACAUGUGGUGCCUUUCUGCAUGUUAUUCACAAAUGCAGAGUAGUGUCAAGUAUUAGUUUUGUACAUUUUAACAUUGUAGUGUAACAAUGAAACUAAUGAGAAAAUAAAUUUUAUAUAAACA